Molecule: messenger RNA, 1206 nt
Organism: Manis javanica (Malayan pangolin)
Lineage: Eukaryota; Metazoa; Chordata; Mammalia; Pholidota; Manidae
Gene: RHOC
Product: ras homolog family member C
Biological process (GO): small GTPase-mediated signal transduction
Molecular function (GO): GTPase activity; GTP binding
Source: RefSeq, a predicted model, not a curated record
AAGGGCUGCCCGCGGCCAGUCCCUCCCCCUGCCGGGCCGGCCCCUCCCGCCGCUGCGCUGAAGGAGGGCGGGGCGGGCGGGCCCCGGGCCCCCCUCGGGUCAGUCUCAGCCUCCGGCACCGGCCGCGCAGCUGGAGCCGGCGCAGCGGAAGCCUCAGCCAUGGCUGCAAUCCGAAAGAAGUUGGUGAUUGUGGGGGAUGGGGCCUGUGGGAAGACCUGCCUCCUCAUCGUCUUCAGCAAGGAUCAGUUCCCAGAAGUCUAUGUCCCUACUGUCUUUGAGAACUACAUCGCAGACAUAGAGGUGGAUGGCAAGCAGGUGGAGCUGGCUCUGUGGGACACAGCAGGACAGGAAGACUAUGAUCGCCUACGGCCUCUCUCCUACCCGGACACUGAUGUCAUCCUCAUGUGCUUCUCCAUCGACAGCCCCGACAGCCUGGAAAACAUUCCUGAGAAGUGGACCCCAGAGGUGAAGCACUUCUGCCCCAACGUGCCCAUCAUCCUAGUGGGGAAUAAGAAGGACCUGAGGCACGAUGAGCAUACCAGGAGAGAGCUGGCGAAGAUGAAGCAGGAGCCAGUACGAUCCGAAGAUGGCCGGGAUAUGGCCAACAGGAUCAGCGCCUUCGGCUACCUGGAGUGCUCAGCCAAGACCAAGGAGGGGGUCCGGGAGGUAUUUGAGAUGGCCACUCGGGCUGGCCUCCAGGUCCGCAAGAACAAGCGCCGGAGGGGCUGUCCCAUUCUCUGAGAUUCCCCAAGGCCUCUCCUGCUGCACCCCCCUGUUCAGAGGUGCAGAAACGGCUCCCCUUCCCAGGGCUCCAUGCUGAAGGCUCCCUUUUUCAGUUCCCUAUGGCCCAGGACUGCAUUGCAUUUCCCUGCCAACGCCCCCCAACAUACCCCAUCCCACCCCCACCUCCACCUCCCAGCCCCCUGGGAACCUAGGGCAGUGCCCUGCCCUCCCAGAGCAGAGUCCUCCCUCCUGCUGCCUUGGCUCAGGGGUGGGGCUUUUGAUCCCUUUGGCCUUCCUGAGAGAGGAUCAUCACACCAGCACUUUAUACACUUCUGGCUCACAGGACACUGUCUAGGGUAGGGGACUUGAAGGGUGUAACUCAAAAAGAGUCCCAGGCCCCUGGUGUUUCUGCUUUGGGCUGGUGUCUUGUCUCUGGCUAUACUUUAGUGGGGGGCAUGAAUAAAGGCCACAGGCUUCAACACA